This is a messenger RNA of Postia placenta MAD-698-R-SB12, 402 nucleotides long. RefSeq lists its product as hypothetical. Bases 1 to 402 code for a protein of 133 amino acids. The transcript is spliced from 2 exons. NCBI's taxonomy places the organism in Eukaryota, Fungi, Basidiomycota, Agaricomycetes, Polyporales, Adustoporiaceae. The record is from RefSeq and is a predicted model, not a curated record.
AUGCUGCUUCGCGGAGGCCAUGACAACAAGAAUCAGUCCACCGGUAUAGAGUUUGCGAAUUUGGAUGUGCCCUCGGAUCCCUACACCUCCGAAGCUCUGAUACCAGCGUCCGAGCACUCAUGUCGACAGCACCAUCUUGUAGUGAAUGUGCACCAAGAAGUCAUGCAGACACCCCUGACAGGAUCAAGCCUGGAGACGCUCCCAACCGAGGAGCAAAAGACCGACACCCUUUCCUCGUCUGAUGCCGCAGAGGUUGAAAUCUUCCCACACACCAUUUGCAUCGACAUCUUGAAAACAGAUAUGGAAGAGACCGGGAUCACGCAGGAUACCAGACGACAAGUGCAAGACACCGACAUAAUUCAGGUAGGGUCUGGAUUGAUUCAUGUCAAGGACGCCAGAUGA